Molecule: messenger RNA, 840 nt
Organism: Stylophora pistillata
Lineage: Eukaryota; Metazoa; Cnidaria; Anthozoa; Scleractinia; Pocilloporidae
Product: melanopsin-A-like
Source: RefSeq, a predicted model, not a curated record
AUGACACGGAGAUUGUCGCAAAAGCCACUGUGUAAUUUCUAUCAUUCCUGGCUAUUUUGGUCGCAGCGAUGGCAAUAUGGAAGCUUCCUGGCUUGGAAGAAAACAGGUGUCAUCUCCAAUGCAACAUGUUCGUGGAUUGGUGGCGAGAUUCUGUGCUCCGUUACAGCGUUCAUCUCCUCCAAGUUCCCAAGCUGGUCUUUUCUUAUCGUGUUUAUAAUGUGCCUGCUUCGUUUCCUAGUUACAAGGCCUUUGUACUACAGAAACCAAGUUACAUAUCCAAGAGUACAGAGGGCACUUAUAGUCGGUCUGUUAUGGCCUUGCGCUCACCUUAUCCUUCCUGUUACGGGCUUUGGAAAGUUUCGUUUGUACAGGAAAGGACUUUACUGUGCCCUCGAUUUAACAACAGAGAGAUCAAAUAAUAGGAUUCUACUCUUCGCCACGAUCGUGGGAGGAAGCUUGGUCGCUUUGGCUGUGACAUAUUUCUGUGUCACUAUUUUGUGCUUUGUUAAAAGGAAGCAAAGAGUAAGCAGUUUGCUUUUCGAAAAGCAGCAGCGAGGAGCUGGCAUCGAGAAAGUUAACGAGCAACAAGGAGGUUUUGCUCGAUUAACUUUCGUGAUUGUUGUAUUGUUUUGUAUUUGCUACGUUCCAUUCUUAUCUUACCAUGUGUUUAUUCUGAUACGAGGCCCACCUUCAUACGAUGACAACACUUACUUCUACUCGGAACUACUGAUUGGAGUCGAAAAUGAAUAUGGACGAAGCAUGGAGUCAGUUGAGGAAGAUGUCUGCGUUUUCUACAAGAACACAAAGUAUUUUGGAAUAACAGGUCUCAGUUUCCCUUAG